Messenger RNA from Cydia strobilella, 1800 nucleotides. RefSeq names its product prion-like-(Q/N-rich) domain-bearing protein 25. The record is from RefSeq and is a predicted model, not a curated record. The transcript is spliced from 8 exons. The coding region runs from base 269 to 1240 and encodes 323 amino acids. NCBI's taxonomy places the organism in Eukaryota, Metazoa, Arthropoda, Insecta, Lepidoptera, Tortricidae.
UAGCCCUAGAACGAUACGCUCGCCAUUUCCUCUAGUCUACAUCACUUUAAAAAAAAAACCGACACAAUUUUUGAAAUUCGAAUCUCCGCAUCUGGAUUUCAGUGCGCCGCGUUUAUUAUCGAAAUACUCGAAUCUCAAGUUCGCUUUCGCGUUUUCGUCGCGAAGUUUUGCCAAACUUUGUCGUUUUGAAGUUCUUUUGAGUUUGGAACGCUCCCGCGCUUUGGUGUUCGCGCGUUUCGUCUACUUCGCAUCCCGCCCGUCGGCUAUAAUGCACGCGCAGGCGGUGCUCGCGCUGGCCCUGUAUGUGGCCGCCAACGUUCACCGAGCGAGCGCCCAGGCGCCGGAGAAACGGCGAACCGGCAACGUGUGCUCCACGGACCCUGAGUGCCCGGAUAACGCCUUCUGUAAAUCGGGCACCUAUUGCGUUUGCAAGGACGGCUUUAUCUACGCCGCAACUGAAAACGCAGAAAAGGCGUGCCUCAAGGUUGCAUCAUUCGGCGAUCACUGCCAGCAGCAGAUCCAGUGCCACACCAGUCUGGGUGUCCACUCCGAGUGUUUGCUAAACACCUGUUCAUGCAAGCCAGGCACACAGUUCGUCAACAACAGAUGUUAUAAGAUAGCACAUGUUGGCGAACUAUGCGUAUCCGACGAAAACUGCUAUAUAGAGCAGGCAAGGCCCGAAGAGCAGGCAUUUUGUAUACGCGGCUAUUGCCAAUGUCAACUGCACUACAACCAACGAGACAAUGGAACACGAUGCGUACGCGACGCUAACCUAGGCGAAGCUUGUGAAGAUGACGGGCAGUGCGCGGGAGUGGGCAUGAUGUGCAAAGGCACUUGCCGCUGCAAGGAGGGAUUUGCGGCACAGAACGACACUAAUGUCUGCCUGCAGUCCUUAGAGAACAUCGGUGACAGCUGUGAAUACGACAUCCAGUGUGAGAACCUCGCAGGCUCCCGAACCGUCGGUGCCACGAUGUGCCUGAACGGCGCCUGUUCUUGUGCGUACCACGCGAGGGCUGCCGGCACCCCGCCUCGGUGCUACGUCACGAGGCGCCCGGGACAACAGUGCCACGCUGACGAAGAAUGCCUGAGUGAGGACGACGAGCCCGGUUUCUGCCACCAAGGGCGCUGCACCUGCGCGGGUUGCGUACCCGACGCCCGCGACUUUGCCGACCACGCGUCCUCUGUCGCGCCCCUCCCCCUCUGCGCCGCCAUCUUGGCGACGGCCGCCAUGUUGGCUUGAACUUGAAUCUACGCUCGCUGUGCGGACUUUAACACUAUGGUUAGCUAAUGUUAAUAGUUUUUUGUGUUACAAGGGAGCAAAGUUCUUGUUUGAUUCAUCAUGCUAUUGUACCCGAGCAAGCGAAAGAUUCCAAAAUUGAAUUGAGGCAUGAGGCUUAAAGAAACUUUGCUACAGUGAAAUACAACACUACAUUACAAAUCAAUUCCAAUUCAACGCUAUCAAAUACAUAUUUAUUACUCAAAAUCAUCUCUUAGAAGUAAAUUUCAGCAGCCAUCAGUAGGAAACAAGUCAAUAGAUUCUGAUCACUUUGCCACUUUUGUGGAUAAAAUACAACUUUCUCAUUCGUUUUUGAAUAAUAAUAACGAUCUGGUGUGGUGACAAGUACUCUUUAUCGUUGAAUAGUUUCCUACUAUGUGUAAAUUGUUAACUUAUAAUGUACAUAUUACAUGGUAAGAGUAAAUUAAUAUAUUGUUGUUAAUUUUAUGAUUCACUUAAAUUUUAUUGUUUUAGAUGUUUAUGUAGACCAAAGAAUAUGUAGUUUUAAUUAAACGUAUACUUGA